ACUAUUCAAUCCUUUUGGCACAGAGUACUUCGGAUAACCGCAAUUGUGGACUAUCCAAAUAUAGCUCUGAAUGGGAAGUUUAUCAUUUGUCUUUUUCGGUUGAACGUGGAUGGAAAAUUAUGCCGAUGUGAUUGAGACAAUAAAGAAAAGUGUGCGUCAAGAUAAUUUGUGCCCUUAUUUUGCUAUUAAAAAUUGGAUUCACACAUAUAUUCCCAACAAAGGCCAUAAAGUAGCGAAGAGUCAAGAAAGAUACAGAUAAACCUAAUUACUAGCAGUAGAGAUUUCAGUAGCCGCACGUUUUCGCGUCUUUCUUGCCAAGCUAUCUUCAAAUAUCAAACCGGAAGUUGUAAAGUAAACGUUGGUCUCACAACUUUAGAUCGGCAAUCUAGAUUAAAGAUAAAAAACUAACAGCAAGAACAAUGGAAUAAAUUUUUCGUGACUAAUGGUGGGUUGUUCACGUCAAGGAUCAGUCAAAUUUAAUAAUUGCUUCCAAAUGAAUACAAAUGUGGUGAGAUGAAAGUAUGGUCACUCGUUGACGUUUAAUUAAAGAGUCAUAGGAGAACAAGAAAAUUGCUAAUGCUAACUUUGACAAGGAAAAAGUAUAUCACAAAUAGGAAGUUGCUACGAUUGAUUAACAUCUACGAUGACAUUGUUGUUUGCACAUAAAUAACCGUGGGUUUCGGAGCUCGUUAGCAAAACCAGUUGAACUGGCGUACAGUUUUCAUUCUUUUCAUCUUCGAUCAACAGACGUUUUUGCCCCGCAGGGUAGAUCACGAUUCAGCGCGACCAAAGUGAAAUUGUUGGAAUCUCUACAUGGCACUGAAAUGGCCUCUGAGCUAUUGUACAAAGCGAGUGUUUUGAAAUUGGUCUUUCCGCUGCUUCUCAGUGAUUUUUUUCCUCAUUGUGGAGCGAGCUCCUUACCAGAUUUUGAAGCUAUAGAAAGCGAAGUAGCAUGUGACGGAGAACACUUCGUGGUCCACUGCGCCAACGCAAGCUUGGGGCUGAAUAUUUAUUCUGCAUACUAUGGACGAGCACAGCCUGGUCGCGUGCUGUGCCCCUACGACGGACACGAUAAUGACACGAAUUACAAGUGGGGCGACGAUGACGUCACAGGCCAGUUUAAAGCCCUAUGUGAAAGGAGAAACAAGUGCAGGGUGAAAAUUAAUGCUGGACUCUUCGGAGAUCGUUUCCCGCAGAAGAAGCAUUUGUAUUUGACUUUGUUUUAUACAUGCGAGCUACCAACAGGAACGGAAACCACAACAACAAGCAUUGUAUCAGUCCCUACCUCUUCAUUGGUCAGUUCCUCAUCGGUAUUGGUAGCAAUAUCUCCAACAGCAACCUCUCUCUCUCCCUCCAGUUCCAUUCCACUGACCCUGCUUUCAAAGACAGUUGGGAAUGUCACGACAACCGUCAGCGCCAACACUAGGGAAGAUACAAUUGUCAUCGACACUCCUUAUGUGGAGCAGGCUGGCUCCUCUUCUGAUUCUAACGUCAGAUCACUUGGGAUCGCAGGUGCACUGUUUGUGUGGCUUUUGUUCGUGCAAGAUCACGGGUCUGACUAUAUAACAGUGUUUUUCGCCAGCGCUGCUAGUGCACUUGUUCUUGCAAUUAUCGUUGGUAUUUUCGUAUACUAUCGCCACAAUGAAAACAAGCAACAUUUACACGUCAAAGAGUUGCCAAAAUUAAACGCAUAUGGUACGGUUGAAAGGAAAAUACUGCCGGAAGUUGAUCCAUUCAUACACGGCCCCGUCAAGACCCCGCCUCCUGAUUACAUGAUAGAAGGACACAACUACAACUGGCAGCGUGGUAGAACCUUACCGCAAAAGAAGUCUGAAAAUGGUUCAGUGGUAGGGACAUUCGGCACAAAAGAUGUUCACACAAGAGAUAUGAACGGCGAGAGACAGAAUGAAACUCUCAGAUACCAACGAAGCCCAUACUCACCUGCCACACCCACGAGAUACGGCAGCUCAAAAAGGUUUAUGGGCCCAGAGUACCCAAGUAACAGAUCACUAGGGAUUGAACGGGAGAAGCCUUCAAACUUCGAUGCCCGCAGAUCGAGGACUGGAGACAGCAGACCUUCCUCAGAGGCUCUUUAUUACUAGCCUCCCUGUAUACUCUUUUACUGAUUAUGAAAAAUGAUGCGUCAGGAAUUCUGUUGAUAACUCAAAAUUAAAUGAUAUCUGAGAAAGCUCAAUCUCUUAAAUUCAAAGCUAGGCUUUAGAAAUUUUCCGAAAACAACCGAGAGCCAGUCAAAUUCUCGAUUUUUGUCUAAUAUAAUCAAUCAAAAUAAACUAUUUAUUUUCAUCGCGCUUCAAACAAGCAAUUUAAAAUUCUCACUGAUUAUUAAUUUCCUCUAAACGUGAUACAAGGUUGCAACGGCAAAGGAUGGAAAUGUUGAAUGUCCAUGUUUAUGCCUUUCAUUUCACUACACACCUGGCGGGAAGAUUUAUUCGUUUACAAAAAGUCGGCUUAGGGUUAUGUUCUCAUGCUUCCUACGGCCAUAUUUAAACAUUAAAUCAAUAGCAUAUGGCGUCGUGCGUGAAAGGCGGAAACAACACAAAAGAGUUCAUUUCAGUGUUCCUGAUGACCAACCCAAAAAGAAACCGACGCACUUCAAAGUUUGUUGCUUAAAAAGUCAAGCCUAAAAAGCGGAAAAAAGGCAUGUUUUGAUCGUUCAUUGUGGCCAUUUUGUUCCUCCGCUUUCCGUCCGUAUUUUUGCCCCGUACUAUAAUGUAAUAUCGUCGUGUAUUUUGCGGGUUUGAUUUCCCUAAUGUGGUAAAAAGGCGUAAUGGUGAAAUAAUAAAUAAGUACAUGAGAAAGUGAGACAGAAUAUUCAUUUCCUAAUUCAUCAAGGUAACUACUGAAGCAAGUCAUGUCUACAAAAUGUAUGGCUGAUGAUUUUAUGAAAGAUUGAACUAGCUGGAAAUCAGUAAUGCUCCUAACUCUAAAAUGCAAUUUUUAUAUGAUAAAGUUGAGGUGAACAAAUGUUUACUGAUAUAUUUUU
Pocillopora damicornis (cauliflower coral) is the source of this 3004-nucleotide messenger RNA. RefSeq lists its product as uncharacterized. The record is from RefSeq and is a predicted model, not a curated record. NCBI's taxonomy places the organism in Eukaryota, Metazoa, Cnidaria, Anthozoa, Scleractinia, Pocilloporidae.